Molecule: messenger RNA, 714 nt
Organism: Musa acuminata AAA Group (dessert banana)
Lineage: Eukaryota; Viridiplantae; Streptophyta; Magnoliopsida; Zingiberales; Musaceae
Product: anthocyanin 5-aromatic acyltransferase-like
Exons: 2
Coding region: 1-714 (237 amino acids)
Source: RefSeq, a predicted model, not a curated record
AUGACGGGCGGCGGCGGUACAUCAACGGCGACUCGGUCCCCUUCGCCAUGGCGGAGUAAGACGCCGCCGGCUUGUACGACCUCUGCGGCGGCCACGGGCGCGACCGUGUUUCCGGGAAGUGGGGUGGCCAUCGGCUUGUCCUUGCACCACUCCGCUGGCGACGGCUCGAGCUCCGUGCAAUUCGUGGCCUCCGCCUGCCGGUCGGGCGGAUACGUGCCGGUGGUACCGCCGCCGCCCGUCAUCGAUAGAUCUCUCGUCUCCGAUCACCGUGGGCUGCUAAAGCAACUGGUGGUGGCCAAGAUCGAGGAAGGCAAGACCGAGUCGUUCCAUUGCUCCACGAUCGUCGUCUCGUACGCCUACGUGUGGCCGUGCCUGGUCCCAGCGCAGGGCGUUGACCGUGACAAGACUGCGCACUUGGCAUUCGCCGUCGACUGCAGGGGACGGCUGAGUCUUCCGCUACCGGCGGGGUACUUCGGGAUCUGCGUCGGUUCGUGCUACGUGGAGGUGGGGUCGGGCGAUACCGCCGGAGGAGACGACGACGGGUUCCUGGCGGCCUGUGAGGCCACCGGGAGGACCAUCGAGCGGCUAAAAGAGGGGUUGUUCGACGGCGCGGAGAGGUGGUUGGAGAAAAUGUCGUAUGUGCUGGCGAAUCGAGCCAUGAGGGUGGCAGGAUCGCCAAAGUUGAUUUCGGGUGGGGGAGGCCACAGAAGGUAG